AUGACCAAUAUGACAUCCAACAAUACCCCAAAAGACGUACAGAAAAACGAGGCACCGCAACAACUGUUCAGUCCUGUUGGACACCCAGAAGAUGGAAUGAUGCCACCCGCUGACCCUCCAUCCUACGAAGAAACCAUUAGAGGUGACGAAGUAUUUAGAGUGGCAGAUAGGGGGGAGCACAGAGUUCUUCACUCUCUUCUUUUUGGUGGAGGUCCCGGUAGUCAUUCAACCUCAACAUUACAUUUCGAGUUGACUCCAACACCCAGUAAUACAAGUACUACUAGCAACACUUAUAAUCAUAUUAAUGGGAAGAAAAAGGGAAACCAACAAUUCCCGGGGAACCGAUUUCUAACCUAUUUUUCAAGUAACUCUUCUCGUUCUUCCCCAUCUUCCUCUGAUUAA
This is a messenger RNA of Naumovozyma castellii, 402 nucleotides long. RefSeq lists its product as uncharacterized. Lineage: Eukaryota; Fungi; Ascomycota; Saccharomycetes; Saccharomycetales; Saccharomycetaceae. The coding region runs from base 1 to 402 and encodes 133 amino acids. The transcript has a single exon. The record is from RefSeq and is a predicted model, not a curated record.